CAGAGACAGGUCAUGGCAGCGCCGGGCGGCAGGUCGGAGCCUCCGCAGCUCCCCGAGUAUCGCUGCAGCUACGUGGUGUCGCGGCCAGUCUACAGCGAGCUCGCUUUCCAGCAACAGCACGAGCGGCGCCUGCAGGAGCGCAAGACGCUGCGGGAGAGCCUGGCCAAGUGCUGCAGUUGUUCAAGAAAGAGAGCCUUUGGUGUGCUAAAGACUCUUGUGCCCAUCUUGGAGUGGCUCCCCAAAUACCGAGUCAAGGAAUGGCUGCUAAGUGACAUCAUUUCGGGAGUUAGUACUGGGCUAGUGGGCACGCUGCAAGGGAUGGCAUAUGCCCUACUAGCUGCAGUUCCUGUUGGAUAUGGUCUCUACUCAGCUUUUUUCCCUAUCCUGACAUACUUUAUCUUUGGAACAUCAAGGCAUAUCUCAGUUGGACCUUUUCCAGUGGUGAGUUUAAUGGUGGGAUCUGUUGUUCUGAGCAUGGCCCCAGACGAACACUUUCUCGUAUCCAGCAGCAAUGGAACUGCAUUAAAUACUACCGUGAUAGACAUUGCAGCUAGAGAUACAGCAAGAGUGCUGAUUGCCAGCACCCUGACUCUGCUGGUUGGAAUCAUACAGUUGAUAUUUGGAGGUUUGCAGAUUGGAUUCAUAGUGAGGUACUUGGCAGAUCCUUUGGUUGGGGGCUUCACAACAGCUGCUGCCUUCCAAGUGCUGGUCUCACAGCUAAAGAUUGUCCUCAAUGUUUCAACCAAAAACUAUAAUGGAAUUCUCUCUAUUAUCUAUACGCUGGUUGAGAUUUUUCAAAAUAUUGGUGAUACCAAUCUUGCUGAUUUCAUUGCUGGAUCACUCACCAUUGUCAUCUGCAUGGCAGUUAAGGAAUUAAAUGAUCGAUUUAGACACAAAAUACCAGUCCCAAUUCCUAUAGAAGUCAUUGUGACGAUAAUUGCUACUGCCAUUUCAUAUGCAGCCAACCUGGAAAAAAAUUACAAUGCUGGCAUUGUUAAAUCCAUCCCAAAGGGGUUUUUGCCACCUGCACUUCCACCUGUGGGCUUGUUCUCGGAGAUGCUGGCUGCAUCAUUUUCCAUUGCUGUGGUGGCUUAUGCCAUUGCAGUGUCAGUAGGAAAAGUAUAUGCCACCAAGUAUGAUUACACCAUCGACGGGAACCAGGAAUUCAUCGCCUUUGGGAUCAGCAACAUCUUCUCCGGAUUCUUCUCCUGUUUUGUGGCCACCACUGCUCUGUCUCGCACGGCAGUCCAGGAGAGCACUGGAGGAAAGACACAGGUUGCUGGCAUCAUCUCUGCUGGGAUUGUGAUGAUCGCCAUUGUUGCCCUGGGGAAGCUUCUGGAACCCUUGCAGAAGUCGGUCUUGGCAGCUGUUGUAAUCGCCAACCUGAAAGGGAUGUUUAUGCAGGUGUGUGACGUUCCUCGUCUGUGGAGGCAGAAUAAGACUGAUGCUGUUAUCUGGGUAUUUACAUGUAUAGUGUCCAUCAUUCUGGGGCUGGAUCUUGGUUUACUAGCUGGCCUUAUAUUUGGACUAUUGACUGUCGUCCUGAGAGUUCAGUUUCCUUCUUGGAAUGGCCUUGGAAGCAUCCCUAGCACAGAUAUCUACAAAAGUACCAAGAAUUACAAAAACAUUGAAGAACCUCAAGGAGUGAAGAUUCUUAGAUUUUCUAGUCCUAUUUUCUAUGGCAAUGUCGAUGGUUUUAAAAAAUGUAUCAAGUCCACAGUUGGAUUUGAUGCCAUUAGAGUAUAUAAUAAGAGGCUGAAAGCACUGAGGAAAAUACAGAAACUCAUAAAAAAUGGACAAUUAAGAGCAACAAAGAAUGGCAUUGUAAGUGAUGCUGGUUCAACAAAUAAUGCUUUUGAGCCUGAUGAAGAUAUUGAAGAUCCGGAGGAACUCGAUAUCCCAACCAAGGAAAUAGAGAUUCAAGUGGAUUGGAACUCUGAGCUUCCAGUCAAAGUGAAUGUUCCCAAAGUGCCAAUCCAUAGCCUCGUGCUUGAUUGUGGAGCUAUCUCUUUCCUGGAUAUUGUUGGAGUGAAGUCACUGCGCGUGAUUGUCAAAGAAUUCCAAAGAAUUGAUGUGAAUGUGUACUUUGCAUCGCUUCAAGAUCAUGUGAUAGAAAAGUUGGAGCAAUGCGGGUUCUUCGAUGACAACAUUAGAAAGGACACAUUCUUUUUGACAGUCCACGAUGCUAUACUCUAUCUGCAGAACCAGGUGAAAUCUCAAGGGGGUCAAGAUUCCAUUUUAGAAGCGAUCACUCUUAUUCAAGACCGUAAAGAUCCCCUUGAAUUAAUAGAAGCAGAGCUGACUGAAGAAGAACUUGAUGUCCAGGAUGAGGCUAUGCGUACACUUGCAACCUGAAAGCAGGCUCAGGAGGUCUCUAUGAGCAAGGACUGCAAGACAAAACGUACCCACUAAUGUCCUUCUAUGCAAACAUUUUCUGCAUUGACUAUUUCUUCAGACUUGAAACACUCAUUCUUUUUUCUAUUACAUUUUUAUAAAUCUUUGAUUUGCUUUAACCCCUUAACCAUUGAAAGAGAAGCACUAAGACUGUUUCUAAGCUCUAUUUGUAAAAUAAACACCUUACCCCUAACAUGUACAAAAUGGUGAGAAUUCCCCAGAUGAUUUGGCAGCAUUCAGGAUAACCUGGUGUUAUAAUAUGCUGCUGAUCAGCAUCACAGUAUUGCUAAUAAUGUUCACUUGGGUACUGGCAUAUCUCUGUUCAGUUAGAGUGAGUGCUGACCCAACAGCCUCUGUGGUCAGGUGAGUCAGGAAUAAUUAAUCAUAAAGAAAAAUCAAUUUUUGACUGACUUGGAUAUCCAUGAGUU
This is a messenger RNA of Saimiri boliviensis boliviensis (Bolivian squirrel monkey), 2822 nucleotides long. RefSeq names its product solute carrier family 26 member 4 (gene SLC26A4). Gene Ontology annotation, molecular function: secondary active sulfate transmembrane transporter activity. Gene Ontology annotation, biological process: sulfate transmembrane transport. The record is from RefSeq and is a predicted model, not a curated record. Gene Ontology annotation, cellular component: membrane. NCBI's taxonomy places the organism in Eukaryota, Metazoa, Chordata, Mammalia, Primates, Cebidae.